Messenger RNA from Salvelinus sp. IW2-2015, 1030 nucleotides. It is a transcript of the gene oxld1, whose product is annotated as oxidoreductase-like domain containing 1. The record is from RefSeq and is a predicted model, not a curated record. NCBI's taxonomy places the organism in Eukaryota, Metazoa, Chordata, Actinopteri, Salmoniformes, Salmonidae.
UGACAGAAUCAUAGUUAAUUCGUUCCAACAUGGAGAAAUUUCACGGCUAGCCUGCGAGCUAGCUAAGUAGAUGAACAUGAACAUUGAGAAAGACCUUGGUGGAUUGUACUCUACAUAGGAAAUGAAGUGUUCCGUAAUAUAGAUAAGAUAUCGGAAAAAAUAUGUUUCGUUUAAGAGUAAAUAUUAUGGGAUCGUCGUCUUCACAAAAGCUGUGUAUCCUGUACCUGCUACACCUGGGACAGAGAAUCCCUCAAUGUUUUCAACUGCCAUGGGUGAGACCUUACCUCAGACUAGGAACUAUCUGUAGUGUCACCACUGGACCUGAUUCAGCCACUCCUUGUAGUAUCUCUACCAUUGACCGUAUUGGACCUGAUUCAGCCACUCCUCCUACUCUGAAUACAUCAACCACAGACAGUAGCCAGCAGACAGCAACUACAGUCAGUAGCCCUGAGUCUGGCUCUGGCCCCAGUACCUCUGACUCCCCUCCUGCCAAGGCCAAUGGCCCUCCACCCACUCCCACCCACUGCUGUAUGAGCGGCUGUCAUAACUGUGUAUGGAUCGAGCACACAGAACAGCUCCUAGCAAACUACCAUAAUGGAGGGUUGGGGAUAGAAAAGGCCCUGGCUGCUAUUGAGGAGAACGUCCCGGAUGAGAACCUAAAAGCCUUCCUAAAGAUGGAGAUCAGGAUGAUGAAGAAGUCGAGUUUUUAAGUAUGGCUUUGUGCGGCAGUGAGUGAGAGGGAAUGGGGACAUUGAGGGCAUUUUUAUACUGUAUGCACUUUAAAAUCACUCACUCAGAUUUGAAUACUGGUGUGCAUUUUAUCGUAUGAGUUUGUCAAACUGUCAUUUUACUUGUUCAAGUACAUUUUAACUAGCUUUUGUCAUUAUAAAAUCUUCUUACUUACUAUAGAUUAGGUAUUUUACAUGAGUAGCAUAAAUCAUGUAUUAUCGUUUUAUGUACAGUUGAAGUCGGAAGUUUACAUACACCUUAGCCAAAUACAUUUAAACUCAGUUUUUCACAAUUUCUGACA